Aspergillus calidoustus is the source of this 609-nucleotide messenger RNA. The record is from the annotation of a GenBank genome assembly. NCBI's taxonomy places the organism in Eukaryota, Fungi, Ascomycota, Eurotiomycetes, Eurotiales, Aspergillaceae.
AUGUAUAUAUCUUCUCUCAUCCUUUGUCUCCGCGCCAUGCUCCAAAUGGACCUCCCACACCUCAAUGUUCUAACGAAGAUCGACAACUUAUCCAACUACGCCCCACUCCCAUUUAACCUAGACUUCUAUACUGAGGUUCAAGACCUUUCAUACCUUCUUCCACACCUAGACGCCGAGUCGUCCCGGGUGUCACACGACAAAUUUGGGGCGCUGAACAAUGCGAUUAUCGACUUGAUCGAGGAAUUUGGGCUUGUGGGGUUCGAGACGCUUGCUGUGGAAGACAAAAAGAGUAUGAUGAAUCUACUCCGAGCCAUUGACCGAGCAAGUGGGUAUGUUUUCGGCCCCGCAGAGGGCGCAAACGAUAGCGUCUGGCAAGUAGCGGUGCGAGAAGGAAUGAGGACCAUGGACAUUCGAGAUGUGCAAGAACGCUGGCUGGAUGCAAAAGACGAGUACGAUGAAGAUGAACGACGGCAGCUGGAAGAAGAAGCUAGGAAGCAUGAGCAAGGGACACCCGGUCAUGGUGGGAAUAACGAGGAAGACGACGACGAUUUCUAUAGCUCCAAAGCGCCUAUACCCGACGGUGGAGUCAAGGUCAUACGAAAGAAAUAA